AUGACAGUUCCGGGAACAACGUUUCUGGGUACAGCAAUGAUUAGAUCAAAAAAUUCAGUCUCCAUUUCUCAUCAAAUGCUUCCUCCUUACUCAGCCGACGAGUCCCUAGAAGCCGAUGAAACCCUGCGCAAACCUCCCAAAGCCAAUAGCAACGACUUUCUCAAGAAUGCACUGAGCAAUUUCCAGUACCAGAUUUCUACUCACCCACGUUUCUGGCUUUUCACCUUUUUCCUCUUCUUCCAACUCGUAGUUCUCAUUUUCACCCGCAAUUCCCCCUUCCCCUUUUCAACCCACUCCCCACCCCAAUCCCUCCCCCACUUCCCUUCAGAAACCGCAUUAUUUGCCGACAUACAGAAACCCCAUCAUGAUCCAAAUGCUAUUUAUCCCUUCGGAGACUCCGAAUGCGAGUACGGUCGUGUUUAUGUCUAUAAUCUACCUUCCAAAUUUAACAAAGACUUAGCUUUAACUACCUGCGACGAUCUAGACCCAUGGAAGUGGCAGUGUGGACUUGUCACCAAUGACGGAUACGGAAAGAGAUCAACGGACCUCGCCGGAAUCUUGCCGGGUAAUCUCUCUGCAGCGUGGUACCGGACAAAUCAGUUCUCCUCGGAGGUAAUAUUUCAUUACCGGCUUUUAAACUACAGAUGUAGAACAAACGACCCGGAUUCUGCUACUGCUUUCUACAUUCCGUUCUACGCCGGACAAGCAGUGGGGAAAUACCUAUGGACCGAUGAAAUCGAAAAUCGUGAUUUGCUUAGCAAUAAAGUACUGAAAUGGGUCCAGAGGCAAAAAUACUGGAAAAGAUAUAACGGGUCGGACCAUUUCCUGACUCUGGGUCGGAUAACGUGGGAUUUCCGGCGAUUAGGUGACCCGGAGAAACUGUGGGGGUCGACUUUUCUCAAUCGGCCACAGAUGCAGAACGUUUCGCGUUUCACCAUCGAGAGGGCUCCAUGGGAUGCAAAUGAUAUCAGUGUACCGUACCCUACUGGAUUCCACCCUCACUCCGAGAAAGAACUCAGGGAAUGGCAGAACUUUGUGCUUUCAUAUAACCGCACGAGUCUUUUCACGUUCAUUGGCGCAGCGCGUGGGGAUAUCAACAGCGAUUUCAGAUCGAGGUUAAUGAGUUACUGUAGAAACGAGUCGGACUCGUGCCGAGUCGUUGACUGUGCCGUGACUCAGUGCUCUAACGGUUCGUCAGAAAUCCAAGAAGCACUUUUGAGCUCCGAUUUUUGCUUACAGCCGAAAGGGGACAGCUUGACUCGGCGGUCGGUUUUCGAUUGCAUGGUGACCGGUUCAGUGCCGGUUUUUUUCUGGCGACGAACGGCUUACACACAGUACCAGUGGUUUUUACCAGAGGAACCGGGGAGUUAUUCGGUUUUUAUAGAUCCUGAAGCAGUGAGAAAUGGGACGGCUUCCAUUAAGGAAAUAUUGAAAAGUUACAGUAAAGAUCAAGUAAGGAAAAUGAGGGAGAAAGUAGUAGAAACAAUUCCAAGAAUAGUGUACGCAAGGCCAAGUGGAGGUCUUGGGACUAUCAAGGAUGCAUUUGAAAUUGCAGUUGAAGGAGUAUUGAAGAGGGUUAAGGAUGAAAAUGAAUGGAAGGAAUACGUGGAUAUGGGCAGUUGA
This is a messenger RNA of Nicotiana tabacum (common tobacco), 1623 nucleotides long. Its product is annotated as xyloglucan galactosyltransferase XLT2. NCBI's taxonomy places the organism in Eukaryota, Viridiplantae, Streptophyta, Magnoliopsida, Solanales, Solanaceae. Gene Ontology annotation, biological process: xyloglucan biosynthetic process. Gene Ontology annotation, molecular function: galactosyltransferase activity. The record is from RefSeq and is a predicted model, not a curated record.